Molecule: messenger RNA, 1986 nt
Organism: Drosophila busckii
Lineage: Eukaryota; Metazoa; Arthropoda; Insecta; Diptera; Drosophilidae
Gene: Kat60
Product: katanin p60 ATPase-containing subunit A-like 1
Exons: 6
Coding region: 124-1875 (583 amino acids)
Biological process (GO): microtubule severing
Cellular component (GO): microtubule cytoskeleton
Molecular function (GO): microtubule severing ATPase activity; ATP hydrolysis activity; microtubule binding
Source: RefSeq, a predicted model, not a curated record
CAGCAGCAACACCAGUUUAUUUUUGCUAAACGCUGUGCUUUUAAAUUAAACAAUUUUGUAAUACAUAUUAAGUUUUGCCUAACGUUUACGCUUGCAACGCCGUGCAACAACGCCAGUGCACUAAUGUCCAUAACCUUACUGCGAGGUGGUGGCAAGCAAAAGACAACCACUUGCGUAGGAAUGACCGUAAUGGCCAAAACUACAAUUGAAGAAAUAUGCGAGAAUGCCAAAUUAGCAAGAGAUAUGGCCCUGACUGGCAACUACGACUCGGCCUGCAUAUACUACGAGGGCUUACAGGGCAUGUUGGCGCGUUUGCUUAAAAGCACCGUUGACCCCUUGCGCAAGGGCAGAUGGAGUAUGAUAAACAAUCAAAUUAAUCAGGAGCAUGCCAAGGUGAAGAAUAUACAACGCACAUUGCAGGAUAUUUCAUUAGAUUUGCAGCAAACAAAAUUUGCUCAUAAGCUGCGUGCGCAGCUAAGCGAUGACAGUGAAGUGAAUAAAGAUCCCGCCGCCUGGUUUCGACCUGAUCCAGAUAUAUGGACGCCGCCGCCCAAAGACCCAGAUGUCUGGGGACCACCAAAACCGCCGCCACCUGCACAAACAGUGGUGCGGCGUGCCACUAGCACAACUAACAAUCGCCGAACAAACGCGGGCACUACACAAAGUAACAGCGGCAGGCCCAGCACAAUCCCACAAAGCACCGCACGCAAUGGCGCAGCACGCAACACGCGCAACUCUUCAGCUGCCUCCACAUCGAACAACGCACGUGGCAGCGGCGUCAAUGGACGCGCGCCAGGACGCAAGCUCUCCACCUCCAACAACAACAAUAACAAUAAUAAUAAUAACAACAAUGAUAGCAAAGAUGAUGAUGCCACAGCAGCGGGCAGCAAUGGCACCACAGCUGACGGCGACUCUGGCGAUACACAAGCCAACGAGGAGGAGCGUAAAUUUCAGCCCAACAAUCACAUCGAAGCUGAGCUUGUGGACAUACUGGAACGUGAUAUAUUGCAAAAGGAUCCAAGGGUGCGCUGGAGCGAUAUUGCUGAUCUGCACGACGCCAAACGCUUGCUGGAAGAGGCUGUGGUAUUGCCCAUGCUGAUGCCAGAUUACUUUAAGGGCAUACGACGUCCUUGGAAAGGUGUAUUGAUGGUCGGCCCACCAGGCACGGGCAAGACCAUGCUAGCCAAAGCGGUAGCCACUGAAUGCGGCACCACCUUCUUCAAUGUCAGCUCGGCCACGUUGACAUCCAAAUAUCGCGGAGAGUCUGAGAAAAUGGUGCGUCUGCUGUUUGAAAUGGCACGCUUCUAUGCACCCAGCACCAUAUUUAUUGAUGAGAUUGAUUCGCUGUGCUCGCGACGCGGCUCUGAGUCGGAGCACGAAGCAUCGCGACGUGUCAAAUCGGAACUGUUGGUGCAAAUGGAUGGCGUGGGCGGUGGCGAGGAGCAGGCUAAGGUGGUAAUGGUGCUGGCUGCCACCAAUUUCCCCUGGGACAUAGAUGAGGCACUGCGUCGGCGACUGGAGAAGCGUAUCUAUAUACCGUUGCCAUCGGAUGAGGGACGCGAGGCGUUGCUGAAAAUCAAUUUGCGUGAGGUAAAAGUGGAUGAAAGUGUCGAUCUCAAGAAUGUGGCCAAUCAGCUAAGCGGAUACUCUGGAGCAGAUAUAACCAAUGUGUGCAGGGAGGCAAGCAUGAUGUCAAUGCGACGCAAGAUCGCCGGCUUGACGCCAGAGCAGAUACGACAGCUAGCUACGGAGGAGGUGGAUCUGCCUGUGUCCAAUAAUGACUUCAACGAAGCCAUUGGCCGCUGCAAUAAGAGCGUAUCCAGAGCGGAUCUGGACAAGUAUGAGAAAUGGAUGAAGGAAUUCGGUUCGUCAUGAUGGCGUUGCCGCUGCAUAGAAAUUCCAGCAAUUUUAGCAAUAAACAUUUACAUAUAUUUUUGGAGAACACAACAGCAACUGCAACAACAAAAAUCACGCAUAGUUUUUUAA